UGGAAUUUAAAAUCGAUACUCUUGAGGCAAGACAUGCAAUUAGUAUCCAUUGUACCCAAUACUUCAAUUCAAUCUUUUAUGACUCUCUCUCUCUCUCCCUCUCUCAUAAUUAAAUUAAGCCUUAAUGAAAUAACCAUCUCUCUCUCUCUGUGUGUGUGGUUUCUUGUAUAUAAUGGUCUUUGCUCAGGCAAUCCAACCACCACGCAAGAUCUUUGAUCUGUUGCAAGUGGAAGAAGAAACAGAGCACUCCUCCGGAAACCCUCCUCCUGAAUCCAAAGGUUCCUUCACUUCCAAGGGUUCAUCGAGGAAAUAUCAGAGAUGAGCCGGAGGAACGGGAACGGGCCGAAACUGGAGCUGAAGCUAAACCUGUCGCCGCCAAGAGGGAGCAACCAGAGGAGGGUCAGAUCGCCGAGCCGCUCGGCCACGACGUCGCCGACGUCACCACCGAGCUCAUGCGUCUCGUCGGAGCUCAUCAGCAACAACGACGAGUCCUCGGUCAGAUACUCCACCAGCCCUGAAGCCUCUUCCAUGGUCCUCGUAGGCUGCCCUCGUUGUCUCAUGUACGUUAUGCUCUCCGAGGAUGAUCCCAAGUGCCCUAAAUGCAAGAGCACCGUUCUUCUCGAUUUCCUCCACGAAAACGCCGCCGCCGCAGGAGGAAAAAACCUGAGAAAAUGAGAGCCACGCGCCGCCGUGGCUUCGACGAGUAAAUCAAUCGUGAAGUAUCCUCUGUAGUUUUGUUUUACCCUCUCUCUCUCUCUCUUGUUUUUUUUUUGUCUUUUUUUGGGGAUUUAAUGUAGCUGCCUGUCUGAGAGUAGUGCUAAUCACGCUCCACUUUAAAAACAGAGCUAAAAAGCUCGGAUAUGAAACUAGGGUUCUAGUGAUCAUUUUCAGACCAGACAAAGGGUAAAAAAAAGAGAGUGGAGCGCGAAUAGCACUAGCUUUUCUUGUGUUCUUUUAAUAUAUUUUGUCUAUCAAUCGGAAUCCAAUGAGGAAGAAAUCUGUGUUGUUUGUUCUCAUU
Molecule: messenger RNA, 1018 nt
Organism: Tarenaya hassleriana
Lineage: Eukaryota; Viridiplantae; Streptophyta; Magnoliopsida; Brassicales; Cleomaceae
Exons: 2
Coding region: 319-675 (118 amino acids)
Source: RefSeq, a predicted model, not a curated record